Messenger RNA from Sphaerodactylus townsendi, 1600 nucleotides. It is a transcript of the gene HYKK, whose product is annotated as hydroxylysine kinase. The transcript is spliced from 5 exons. The record is from RefSeq and is a predicted model, not a curated record. Lineage: Eukaryota; Metazoa; Chordata; Lepidosauria; Squamata; Sphaerodactylidae. Gene Ontology annotation, molecular function: amino acid kinase activity. The coding region runs from base 355 to 1467 and encodes 370 amino acids.
GAGCAGGAAACAUCAAAAGAUUUCCGGAUAACUGUCUCUUUGGUGAGAUGCUCCCUGCAGAGUAGAGCAUCUGGGAGCCCCAGCGGUGCGGGAGGCAGUGUUGUGCCACCAGUUUAUGGCUGAGAACAUUGGCUGCCCCCCCCCCCCAGCAACCAUUCCUGUAGUCCCCCCCCACACACUCUCGUUGCUCCCUUUCCGAGACUUUGCCCUCUGCUCAAAGUCUACGCUGGAAUUCCAUUUUCCUGAACAAGUUACUUAUUGCACGUUUUGCCACGCUGGCCUAAUUUAUCUGUGCACUUUCCUGACCUGAGACCAACACGCUGGGUUAAAGUUCCUGAUUUGCUCAGAAGCACGAUGUCAUCCCAGACCAACCAAGCGGUUCCUAUGUUGAAUAAGCCGGGAUUCAGCGAAACGCAAGCGGUUGGCCUGGUGGAACGGGAGUUCGGGUUGAACGUCUCGGAAAUCCAACCGCUCCCUAGCUACGAUGAUCAGAAUUUCUUUUUGCGCGCCGCUUGCUGGGAAGGGGAUAAAGACGGCGUGGAAGAGUACGUCCUCAAAAUCACCAAUUGCGAGGACAGCCGGAAUCCUGGCCUCAUCGAAGCUCAGACGCAGGUCAUGUUGUUUCUGAGUGCCGAAGGUUUCCCCGUGGCCACCCCGCGUUUCACCAAAAAGGGUGAAAUAAUGUUUCUUGAAUCAAUAGACAUUGGCUCGGCCACCCAAAGCUACUUGGUGAGACUCUUGACGUAUCUGCCAGGCCGAUUGGUGGCCUCUGAGCCCGUGGGUCCUCCCAUUCUGUAUGAUAUUGGACAGCUGGCCGCCAAGAUGGAUAAAACACUUGCCGAGAAAUUCCACAAUCCUUUAACAAAACAUCUUCACAGAGGCACCUUCAUCUGGAAUCUGGCUAACGUCCCUCUUCUGGAACAGUACAUUCCAGCACUGAACCAGAAUCAAAACCUCGAAGUAGUAAAGUGGGUCAUCGAACAAUUCAGAGCGAAAAUCGUGCCAAAGUUAAGCAGCUUCCGGCCCUGUAUCAACCACGGAGACCUUAACGACCACAACAUCUUAUUGGACGCCAAUUCUGCUUCCCCUGAACGUCCACGCGUGUCUGGUAUUUUGGACUUCAGCGACAUGAGCUACGGCUAUUACGUGUUCGAAGUCGCGAUCACCAUUAUGUACAUGAUGAUCGAGAGCGAGGACCCCCUCGGCGUGGGAGGGCACGUCCUCGCGGGGUUCGAAAGCGUUGUCCCCUUGACCCCCGAGGAGCGAGGCGCCCUCUUUCUCCUCGUGAGCGGAAGGUUCGCUCAGUCCCUCGUGAUGGCCGCCCACACCAUUCGACUGCACCCGGAGAACGAAGAGUACUUGAUGACCACGGCCAAAACCGGAUGGAAACACUUAGGGAAGCUUUUUGAGACCGGCCAGGAAGCUGUGGAGAAGAUCUGGUUUGAGACGGCAAAGCAAUACACGUGAAACGACCCACCGGGACAUCUUGGAUUAUAUAGUGUAUAUGAAAGAGUAGAAAGUGUCCCAGUGUACAUACAGCAGGGGUAUUUAAUCAGUGUACAUAUGGCAGUUGUAUUAAAUAAAUGAUGUUAAUUUGCAA